AUAAGGAAGUAUCUGACUUCUGCUUUUCCUUGCUAUAUAAACCUCUGUGAAGGCUGAAACUUCUGCAGGUGAGAAAAGAUGGAGUUUGGAGUUGUGAUAUUUCUACUCAGCUCCUCUCUGUUGGGGCAUGCCUCUGGGUUCACCACGCCAGAUUAUGAUGCUUCACUAGCUCCGUUUGAAUCAACCAUAGAUCCAGUGUCAUGGCCGCCAGGGUCGUGUAGCGGACACUUCACUGCCCCGGGAGGAGAAUUCUCCAGCCCCAAUUACCCGAGCAGAUACCCGCACUAUGCUCACUGCACGUGGACCAUCCAGAGCCGGAAUCAGAAGUUCAUCAUCCUGAGAUUCUCAUACGUCGAUAUCGAGAUGAGUUCAGGCUGCAGGUACGACGCUGUGAAUGUGUAUGAUGGUCCGUCAUCUUCGUCUCCGUUAUUGGGAAGAAUGUGUGGAUCACAGCUGAGGUCUUUCCACUCGACAGGGAAUAUUCUCACUGUGCAGUUCUCCAGCGAUGCCAACGUAAACGGCGGAGGAUUCGUCGCACGCUGGGACUUCAGCGACUCUCCAGGAACAACACCACCAGCAUAUGAAACCACACCACUCUGGGAAACGACACCAGUUGAAACUGAAACAGGAUCAUACGAGACGACAACAGCAUAUGAAACCACACCACCCUCAGAGUCGGCAACAGCUUAUUUUUCCUGCCGGAAUUCCUGCGGCGUUCAUUUCGGCAGGUGUUCCUGUGACAUAUUCUGUCAGUACCGCGGAACCUGCUGUCAUGAUUUUUACGAUUAUUGUUCCCCCACAACGGAAUCAGCCACGACUGAGGUGUUUCUCCCGACAACAGCUGCUUAUUCCUGCAUGAAUAACUGCGGCUACAAUUUCGGCGCCUGUUCCUGCCAGAGCUCCUGCCUUUACUACGGAAACUGCUGUCACGAUUAUUACAACUAUUGUUUCAGCACCACAGAACAACCAGCUACAACAACAGUAGAAACACCGAUAGUGGACUACAUUAGCUGCAGGGAUCGUUGUGGGUAUGAUGGUGGUAUCUGUUCCUGCACCAGCUCCUGCCAGUACUCUGGACACUGCUGUCAUGAUUAUUACUAUUAUUGUGCCCCCACAACGGAUUCAGCCACGACGACCGACGCCUUUUUGACAACAGCUGAUUAUUCCUGCAUGAAUAACUGCGGCUACAAUUUCGGCGCCUGUUCCUGUCAGAGCUCCUGCCUUUACUACGGAAACUGCUGUCACGAUUAUUACAACUAUUGUUUCAGCACCACAGAACAACCAGCCACGACGACAGUAAAAACACUGACAGAGGACUACAUUAGCUGCAGGGAUCGUUGUGGGUAUGAUGGUGGUAUCUGUUCCUGCACCAGCUCCUGCCAGUACUCUGGACACUGCUGUCAUGAUUAUUACUAUUAUUGUGCCCCCACAACGGAUUCAGCCACGACGACCGACGCCUUUUCAACAACAGCCGUAGCUGCUUAUUCCUGCAUGAAUAACUGCGGCUACAAUUUCGGCGCCUGUUCCUGCCAGAGCUCCUGCCUUUACUACGGAAACUGCUGUCACGAUUAUUACAAUUACUGCUCCAAUACAACUGCAACACCAACCCCAGAAGGAUCUGCAUGCGGUGGAAUUCUGACUCAGCAACAAGGGCAAUUCUUCAGCCCCAAUUACCCCAAUAACUACCCCAAUAAUGCACGCUGCACGUGGACCCUGAUGGCUGGGGAGCUGCAGGUGGUUUCGUUAACCUUCACGUUUGUCAAUCUGGAGUUAUGCUGUGAUUCUAUCCACGUGUACGACGGGCCGAACAACAGUUCCACGAUUUUGGGUUCCGCAACCGUAAAUGGAGUUUCCUUCAACUCCAGCAGCAGAUACAUGAUGGUCGUCUUCUCCACAGACAGUAGUGUGACUGCACGAGGUUUUCAGGCUGAGUGGACUUUCAAAUCUGCUCCGAUGUGUAAGAACAGGUGUGGCACCAGUAACAGCAGAUGCUCCUGUCAGAGUUCAUGUCAACGAUACGGAAGAUGCUGUCAUGAUUAUCACGAGUAUUGUGAUUAUGUGACGUCUCCUCCUUUACCAGCCUGUGGGGGGAAUUAUUAUGGCUCGGGCUCCAUCUCCAGCCCUUAUUACCCCGGGUAUUACCAUGACAACGCGCAGUGUGUGUGGCGUCUCUCGGCUCCGGCAGGACAAACCAUCUUCCUCUCAUUCCAGGACUUAGAUCUGGAGCGCUGCUGCAAUUGUGAUUACGUGAACGUGUAUGAUGGUUCGUCCACCACGUCCCCUCUAAUAGGAAAGCUCUGUCACAACACCACCAGUCACUUGGACUUCCAGUCGACCUCGUCAUACAUGACCGUGCUGUUCAGGAGCGAUUACUCUGGGGUUGGGCGUGGCUUCAAAGCCUACUUCAGCUCCUCCCUCAACCAAAACACAGGCCGUGUGGAUUGCUCCUCUGAAAGGAUGAACAUCGCCAUCCGUAAAUCGUACUUGGACUCAAUGGGCUUCAACUGGCAGGACCUUUACCUGGAUGACCAUCGCUGCAGAGCUUCAACUGACUACUCCUAUGUCACCUUCAACUUCCCUCUUCAGAGCUGUAGCACAAAGAGGAAGACCCAGAAUGGCCGUAUUAUUUACACCAAUAAUGUGCGAGCAGCUCAGUCAAUGUCAGGUGAGAUCACGCGGCGUGAUACACACUUCCUGAUGUUUGUGAGCUGUGUGAUGGAGCGUGAUUCUUCAGUUGGGACCCUCUAUGAAGCUAAAGAGAUUACAAAUGCAACCAUCAGCGGAACAGGACGGUUCAACACCACCAUGGCCUUCUACCCAUCCAGCAGCUUUUCCUACCCCAUCACCGAAUUCCCGUACCGAGUAAACCUCAAUCAGGAACUGUACGUCCAGGUGCAGCUAACACGAGCUGAACCGAGCCUUCACCUGUUCAUCGACUCCUGUGUAGCCUCGCCCAACCACGACUUCACCAUCCGCACCUAUGACCUCAUACGCAACGGGUGUCAGAGAGACAGCACAGUAUACAUAUACAGAAACGGAAACCGCUACUUUGCCCAGUUCAGGUUCAGUGCAUUCAAGUUCCUGCGCACACACAGCCAGGUGUUCCUCAGAUGUGACCUCAUCAUUUGCGCCGACAACGACUACAACUCACGAUGUCGCCAAGGAUGCCGUAAUCGCAGGAAACGAAGCUUGAGCUCUGAUCACCACACCGAAGUUGUCACUCUUGGGCCAAUCACACUCAAAGGUCCAGAGGAAGCUGAAGCCAAGGCACAGGAAGAGGAGUGAAAUCUCACAAUUACUUAAAUAUAGUUAAUUCAGCAUUGAAUUCUAAAUACCAUGAAUACCUUUCUCAAUUAAAGCAUUCUUCAAAAGCA
Silurus meridionalis is the source of this 3374-nucleotide messenger RNA. RefSeq names its product deleted in malignant brain tumors 1 protein-like. Lineage: Eukaryota; Metazoa; Chordata; Actinopteri; Siluriformes; Siluridae. The record is from RefSeq and is a predicted model, not a curated record. Bases 79 to 3285 code for a protein of 1068 amino acids. The transcript has 36 exons.